This is a messenger RNA of Aspergillus melleus, 666 nucleotides long. RefSeq names its product ankyrin repeat-containing protein (gene YAR1). Bases 1 to 666 code for a protein of 221 amino acids. The record is from RefSeq and is a predicted model, not a curated record. The transcript is spliced from 2 exons. Gene Ontology annotation, molecular function: protein binding. NCBI's taxonomy places the organism in Eukaryota, Fungi, Ascomycota, Eurotiomycetes, Eurotiales, Aspergillaceae.
AUGUCCCUCCCCACCAUCCCCGCCGACACAAUCGACGAUCUCAUCUACGACGCCCGCGCCGGCGAUCUUGACUCCCUCAAAACCACCAUCUCGGAACUGAGCGCCUCCUUGCAAUGCACGCCUGCGCAGAUCGUCGCCGCGACCGUUGAUGCCGCGCCCGAGGCAGAGGGAGGCACGGGAUGCUGUCUGUUGCAUUAUCCGGCAGCGAAUGGAAAUUUGGAAAUCCUAACGUACCUCCUCACCACCCUCACAACGCAACCCUCGGAUCAAACGACCACGCAAUCCAUCCUCAACCACAAGAACCACUCUGGAAACACGCCCCUGCACUGGGCCGCGCUGAACACGCACCUUGAAUGCGUCAAGGCGCUGGUGGAAGCCGGCGCGGACAUCGCGGUCACGAACGACGCCGGUCUGGACGCUGUUUUCUUGGCCGAGAGGGCCGAUUGGUCGGCUGUGGAGGUGAAUGAGGCGAAUGCUGCUGCUGCGGAUCAGGAGAUGGAAGAGGAAUCGGGAGAGGCGGAGGUUGAGAUGAAGGAUGGGGGGGAGCAGAAGGAGCAGGCGCCGCCGUCGAAGGGCAGACAGGUCGUGGAGUGGUUGUUGAGUUCGGAGAAGGGAGGUGAGCUUGAGAGUGGUGUUGCGGAGGGGGAGAGUGCGAAGAAACAAUAG